UCUCCCGCACACCGACCACCACCGUAUAUUCAUUUAUUUCAUUUCUAAAAUAUUAAAUACUAUAAUAGUACUCAUAAUUAAUUUUAAAAUAACACACUUUCUCUCUCUGUACAUUUAUUAUACAUUUUCUUUCUCUCUCUUCCAUGGUGGAACACGGUGGAGCAAAAGUCACCGGAAGAAGAAACAAGAUCGAAUCCCAAAUUCUAGGGUUUCUGAAUUGCUGAAUUCGUUAUCGAAGAAGAAAAAUGCCGAUAUCGAAGUAUCUUAUACGAAACGAGUACAGUUUAGCGGAUCCUGAACUGUACCGUGCUGCUGAUAAAGAUGACCCUGAAGCUCUUCUUGAAGCUGUUGCCAUGGCUGGUCUUGUUGGACUUCUUCGUCAGCUCGGUGACCUUGCUGAGUUUGCUGCGGAGAUCUUCCAUGAUUUACAUGAAGAAGUAAUGGCUACUGCUGCAAGAGGCCACAGUCUUACGGCUCGUGUUAAACAGCUUGAGGCUGAAGUUCCUUCACUUGAAAAGGCCUUUUUUUCUCAAACUCAUCAUUCAUCAUUUUUUACUAAUGGAGGGAUUGAUUGGCAUCGCAAUAUUCAGUCUGAACAAAAUCUCGUUUCUAGUGGAAACUUACCUCGAUUAAUAAUGGAUUCAUACGAAGAAUGCCGUGGUCCCCCUAGACUGUUCCUUCUGGAUAAGUUUGAUGUGGCUGGGGCUGGGGCAUGUCUGAAGCGUUAUACUGAUCCAUCAUUCUUUAAAGCGGAGUCAGCUUCAUCUGUAAGAGCCACAGUACAAGUCCACAGGGAAAAAAGAAUUCGUAAAGUCAAGCAGAAGAAAGGAGGACGGAUAAGGGACGGUGAAGCUCCAAAUGCUGUACCAACACAUUCAAAAUUACAUCAGCUGCUUCUUGAGGAACGUAUUGAGAAUGGUUAUAGUAAUCCUGCACGCCUAGUUAAAUUAAAGAAAAGACAAUUGAACGUGCCUUCCGUUGAAGGAAAAUCUGGGAAAAGUUACAUGGAGAAAUUUCUAGAAACUCCCUCACCUGAUUAUAAAAUGAUUUGCGAAACUUCAAUCUUUCCACUACCUGUGAAACCGACAUCAGAUGAUACUGGUGAAGCAGGGAUUAAAAUUCUUGAAAUCAGUAGCUUUAGUCCUUUGAGAAAGUCGACUGGGAGAAAUGAAAACACCUGUUCAUCCCCUAAUGAGCAGGAAUUUGAUAUAAACCAAUUUCCAGAAGGGGUUGGUGAGACAAAUGGAGAUCUUGUGAUGGUGAAAGAACAAAUCUCAGCAGGUGUAACAGAUGAAGUGUCUUUUAAUGAUGUCAAGGUGUCUGAUGAAACAGAACUGGCAAUCAAGGAACAAAAGAAAUUUGAAAACAGCUUAAAUAGGCAUCAUUCUGAUGAUGUGACUAGUGAGGUUGACAACUACAUGGAUGCUUUAACUACCAUGGAGUCAGAAUUGGAAACAGAUGAUGAGUAUAAACCUAGAAAAAGCUUCUUGAAAAAUCAAAAGGUAACAGAUGCCAAUAAAGAACGUCGAUUACUAGCUCGAUUUUCAGAUUCUCACUCAUUUGCAGACUCCUCAACAUCUGACGACAAUAGCCCAUUCAAACAAGAGAAAAAUGAGGAAGAUAUUGAAGUCAAAGCUCGGUUAUCAGAUUCUCACUCAACUGGAACCUCCUCAACAUCAGACAAUAGUAGCUCAUUCAGAGUAGAUGAAGAUGAGCACGUGAAACUGCGAACUCACUUUUCAGAUUCUCAAUCUACCAAAAACUCUUCUACGUCAGAUGUAAAUAGUUCUUCCAAGAAAGAUAAAUCUUAUUUCUCUCAUUCUGAUUCAUUGAGCACUGUUGUUGAAAAUACACAAUCAGAACCCAUUUUAUUCACAACUUCUAAAUAUUAUGAACCGGAAAUUGAAGGUACACCAUCGAACCAGCUUCCCAAAAUUGUUGAGUUUCAAAAUACAGAUAGUAGGAAGUUUGUCAUGCAUGAUGAUGUACGUGUUCAUGAAGAAGAGGCUUCUGACUCUUGGAAAACAUAUUCGGAUCUGUUGACUUCAGGAAAGUUGUCGUGUUCUGAUCUUGAACCUACCAAACCAGUGAUGCUACCUGCAGUGACUCAGUCCGACGAAACCAUUUCUGACAAUGAUGCAGACAGAGCAGGUCUCGUUGAAUCUGUUGCUUCCAAACCUUCUUCUCCCUCCCUAAUAAAAGAUGAUACUUGCCCAGUGGAUUCUUCUGAUAAAAUUUCAUUGGACAACUUGGUUGAUGAUGAUCCACAUAUUCAUUCUCAUGAUUUGUUACAAUUUUCUAAUGGUUCACCAAAAGAUUCCCUUUGUCCAUCCAUCGAAGAACCAGACUUGAAUUCAGGUCUUAAUGUGGUGCAUGGUGAUGAAAUAACUGGAUCCAGAAGCAGUGUUGAUCAAGAUGAAGGUGAUGGUCAUUUUAAAAAUCCAUCUUCUCCUCGUAAUCAUAUGAAGAUAAAUGGUGAUGUCAGUGAAAUUGUUGCGUCAAAAGGUCAACCUGUUCCUUCUGUUGAUAGCGCUGAAAAUGAUGCGGGUAUCAAUGCUUGUCCAGCUUCAGGUAUGAUUUGUUCUCCGUCAAGGAGCCUUUCAAAUCAGCAAGAACUGGUCCCGGCUCCUUCAGAUUCUUAUCAGAUUGAAUCCAAUGAAGUGGAAUUGACUCAAAUUUUCAUGGACUCAAAUACUGAGAUGAGCAACAAUCAAUUGGCACCAUUAUCAGAUACAACAUCAUCUGAUAUCAUACAUCCUCCAGUGAGUAAUCUUACAAAAUCAGAAGAAUCUCUUUCUGCUUUUGCAAAUCCAAAUGAGAUAGAGACGGAAGUCUAUGAGGCAGUUGCUAGAGAAUCUUCGACCGUGCUAGAGGGAAAGAAGGUCGCGGUUCAUCCGGAAAUUGUUUCUGCAGAUGUACAAAUGAACCUUAACAAAUCGGAGCCCUGUGAUCUUCCAGAUUUGGAAAAUAACAUUGAAAAGUCAUCUCCUAGGGUGAAAAUCCAUCAGACUGGCUUUAUAGAUGAUGCGAAAAUGGUGCCUGAAUUUUCUGAGUUUGACACUCGGCAGUCAGAAUCUACCAGUUAUGGCCGGAAUGAUCUUUUACAGAAUGACAGAAAUAGUUUUUCAUCACCACCUUAUAACCAGUUCGAGUCUGAAACUUACUUAGAGCCCCAUUUGCAAUCACAACUUGGUGAAAAGGAUGGAGAGUUUCCGCUCAAAUACGAGGAAAACUUUGCCUCUGAGAAAUCUCAAUCUCAGCAGAUAUAUGAAUUGAAGCAAGAAGGCACUCAUGCUCCUUCUGAAUCUUUUUCAGAAAUCCCUGCAGAUGAAUCAUCAUCAGUUCAUUCUUCACCACAGUCAUCUGGCUUGGAGAUCAACUCUACACAGUAUGCUGUGGAUCCAUUGAAGUCUCUUCUCCCCGACCUCUCUCCCAUGGAAACUGAAAACAAACUUGAUGAGAUGCCACCUAUGCCCCCUCUACCUCCGAUGCAAUGGAGAAUGGGCAAGGUUCAACCUGCUUCCAUAGAUUCGCAUAGAGAUGAUUUAGAAGUGCAUCAGGCUUCAGUCCAAUCAAUGCAGCCAAUCAUGCCUGACAAGAAGUCUCAAUUUGGUUUGCCGGCUUCUGAUGGAGAGAUUUUAUUUUAUCAGAAUCCAUUUUCACCUGCCAUGCCUUUGGAAAGUGAUAUGCUUCGACAUUCUUCUGCCGUGGGUGUUUCUGGGCAUCCAGUUGCUUUACCUUUUCAGUUUCCUCUCAUGGUUAAUGAAGCAAAUGGUCAGUAUAAUUACCUCGUGAUGGACAGAAACCAAAUUCAGAACCCCUUCAUAACGCUGCCCAUGGUAGCUACGAGCAUGCAUCCACCACAUGGUUACAUUGUUGCUUCUGAGGGAGAAAUGGUACAGACUUCAAACCCAUAUGCACCAAUACUACCUGCUGCAUAUACUCUCUCUGGAGAUGAUUCCACCCCUCCACAAGUGGAACCAUUUCAACAUCCAACUCAAUCAAAGACAGAGACUAGUGCAGAUGAUAAAACACCUGAGCAGCCUAUACAUAAUGUAGUGUCUAGGGACGGGCCUCCAAACAGUCACGUUAUUGCUUCUGAGGGAGAAAUGGUACAUAAUUCAAGCCCAUUCCUUCCAAUACCACCUGCCGAAUGUGCUAAUUCUGGACAGGAUUCCAUCACUCCUUUAGAAAAUUUGACUCAAUCUCCUAGUCAAGUAAUGACAGAGACUAGUUCAGAUGAUACAAGGACAACACUUCCACAGUCUAUGAGUAAUGUUAUAUCUAUUGACGAGUCUCCACACAGUGACUUUGUCACUUCUGAGGAAGAAAUGGUACAAAGUUCUAACCCAUGCUCUCCUAUACUAUCCGCUGAAUCUUCUGUUUCUGAACAUGAUUCCAUCUCUCCACAAGAAAAAAUAACUCAAUCUCCAAGUCAGUUAUUGACGGAGACUAGUUCUGAAGUUGAAACACCUAAUCAUUCUGUAAGUAAUGUAGAAGGGGAGCAGAGACAAUUGGGUAUUUCGCUCAUGGUGCCACCAAACAUGGAAAGUGUGGAGCUCAAUCAGACAUUCCAGCCCUUUGAGGGGGGAAUGUCAUCCUUGGAUCCAUCUGCUCAAACAUCAGAGUUUGAGAGUGAAAGGAUAAAUGUAAAGUCAAAGCAUAAGAUUCCUCGUCCUCGGAAUCCUCUAAUUGAUGCUGUUGCUGCUCACGACAAAAGCAUGCUUAAGAGGGCUACUGAGCGGGUUAUGCCUCAAAUAGAACCAAAGGUAGAUGAAAGAGAUUCAUGGUUAGAACAGAUACGAACAAAGUCUUUCAACUUGAAGCCUGCUGUGGCUACACGACCUAGGAUUCAAGGUCCAAAAACAAAUAUGAAGCUUGCUGCCAUCUUGGAGAAAGCUAAUUCAAUUCGCCAGGCUUUGGCUGGAAGUGAUGAAGAUGAUGAGGAUAGUUGGAGUGAUUCUUGAGUUUAUUCUGGAAAGUGUUCUCAACUGGUGAAUAUUUUGAUAUUCUAGUUUUGUCUUUGAACCGGGAAAUGUCCAUGAAGUCAUUCUAGUUGUUAUAUGACUCCAAAGAGAUCCCCCUCUUGGUUCUCUUUCUUCACAUAUUUAAGCAUAAACACUGGUCCUAGCAUACAAAUUAGCAUCAAUGCAGGUCCGUUCUCAGAGGUGAAUUCACUUCGCGUGAGACAGAUAAGGCAGAUAAAGCGCAGUGUGCAACCACUGUACCAGUCCAGAUUCAAUCCAUCAACAAAUACCCCCAUGUAUACCACUCAUAUUAGCAAAUGUAUAUUUGUAUCUGUCAUGAAUAUCCAGUUUUGAAAUUAUGUAAUUUAGUGUUUCGUGAUAGUUGCCUCACAUAUUGUAGUUCAUCUGUGUCCAAUGUAGCAAAAUCAUUAGUGUACAGUUUCUAGCAUUACCUUUGUUCAUUUAUACACAUUAUUUAUGGGUACUCUUGUCAUGUAUGAGCAAAACUUGGCAGUGGUAAAUAAAAGGGCAUAAAGAUGACAAAUGCCUAUUUCUGCUGGUGCAUGCAUUACAUAUUAGAUUAAACACAAUGACAAGUUAUUUUUUUAUAAUCA
Molecule: messenger RNA, 5581 nt
Organism: Medicago truncatula (barrel medic)
Lineage: Eukaryota; Viridiplantae; Streptophyta; Magnoliopsida; Fabales; Fabaceae
Product: protein SCAR2
Exons: 9
Coding region: 246-4967 (1573 amino acids)
Biological process (GO): actin cytoskeleton organization; positive regulation of Arp2/3 complex-mediated actin nucleation
Cellular component (GO): cytoskeleton
Molecular function (GO): Arp2/3 complex binding; protein kinase A regulatory subunit binding
Source: RefSeq, a predicted model, not a curated record